Cucurbitaria berberidis CBS 394.84 is the source of this 2337-nucleotide messenger RNA. Its product is annotated as vacuolar calcium ion transporter /H(+) exchanger. Bases 1 to 2337 code for a protein of 778 amino acids. Gene Ontology annotation, cellular component: fungal-type vacuole membrane. Lineage: Eukaryota; Fungi; Ascomycota; Dothideomycetes; Pleosporales; Cucurbitariaceae. The record is from RefSeq and is a predicted model, not a curated record. Gene Ontology annotation, biological process: calcium ion transmembrane transport; intracellular calcium ion homeostasis. The transcript has 2 exons. Gene Ontology annotation, molecular function: calcium:proton antiporter activity.
AUGGGAGAUCCUGACGAACCCUCUUUACGCAGUGUCAAGUCUAAGGCAGCCGCUGCACUUGGCUUGGGACGCAACACGGACAAGCAGCCCACGCUCCCCACACACAACCCCCAGCCUACCCAGUCUGGCCUGAACGGUGCCGAUCCGCCGCGUGUGGCUUCCAUCAGCAACAGCGGCGACCUCAACGAGAAGUCAGCCUCUGGCAGCAAUGUCUCACACAAGCGCAAUCGCAACCAUGGCAUCGAUAAUACCACGGCCGAGGGAGAGGCAUCUUCCGCCAUAGGAUCCGAGAAGCUCCCGCUGUGGUCGCCUGUGCGAAUCAAGGCGGGAUCUCUACGAUUCCUCACCCACACCAAGAAUGCCAUCACACACAGCUGGAUCAAUCUCCUGCUGGUCUUUGUGCCUCUCGGCAUUGCCGUCAAGGCUGCUGGCUUAAAGCCCGAGAUUGUCUUCUCCAUGAAUGCCAUUGCCAUCAUUCCGUUGGCUGGACUGCUCGCGCAUGCGACGGAAGUUGUUGCUGCACGUGUAGGAGAUGCACUCGGUGCACUGCUCAACGUUUCUUUCGGAAACGCUGUUGAGCUAAUUCUCUUCAUCAUCUUGCUCUCCUCAAAUCAGAUUGAAGUUGUGCAGGCGUCCCUGCUGGGAUCCAUUCUGGCCAACUUGCUCCUCAUCCUAGGCAUGGCCUUUCUGCUUGGAGGUCUGAAGUAUCAGGAACAGGUCUACAACAACACCGUCACCCAAAUGUCCGGUGUUAUGCUCGCCCUUGCGGUCAUGAGCCUUCUACUACCCACGGCUUUCCACGCCGCUUUCGACGACAACACCAUUGCCGACCAUGAGACGCUUUCUGUUAGCCGAGGCACGAGCGUAAUCUUACUUAUCGUCUAUGGCUUGUACCUGCUCUUCCAGCUCAAGAGUCACAGGUAUCUGUACGCAAGCACGCCGCAGCACAUCAUCGACGAGGAGUCUCACCCUGGUGUUCUGGCCGGCGCGUUCGAUUCCUCCAGCUCCACCAGCUCUAGUUCAAGCAGCGACGACAGCGAUAGCUCUUCGAACUCAUCCAAUGGAACCAUGAAGAGAAAGGCCAAGCGCAUGGUCAAGAGACUGCGGCGCAAGUCGAGUGCCAGCUCCAAAGAUGGAGCAACACUUUCAGCUGUGAGCUCUCCAUCUGCUCAGCUUCACGAAAGCCCGUUCGAGACUGAAAGGAAUACGAGUGUGGUUACCACAACAAAUGGACCCGCCGUCGUGUCUCGUCGGCAUUCGAUUGAUGUCAUGAGCGGCGAUGAGGCCGACAAUGACCAGUACGCUCCUGUCAUUCGCGACUUCGAAGCUGCCUCGCACGUUUCAAACCCUAGUGGCAAACCAGAGAAGCGUACGCACAAGCGCAAGGAGAAGAAGCAUCGCCGCGACCGCAACCAUGAAAUGGCGAUCCAGGAGAAGGAAUCUGAACCGGCCGAACCCAAGGUCACCUUCGCCGAACAGGUGGAGCAGAACACGAUCACACCAACUACCUCGCGUCGGCAGUACCGUCCUGCUCUUCCCUCUCUGCUAUCUACCAAUGUUUUUACCAACCCACAGAAUCCUACCCCGACCGGGCCUGCUCCCAAUAUUCGCAUGGCAGCUCCCCGGGCACCACCACUACGCCGCGCAAGGUCCCUUCCGGAGCGCAUGGAUCGCGAAAGCUCCCAAUCAAAUACAAGUAAUCGCCCUGCAGUCUCCCCUCAAGCAGCGAUGGCCCUCAACGACAACGACGAGGACGAUGAUGCUCCUGAUAUGUCCAUCAAGGCAGCCAUCUUCAUGCUUCUUUUCAGUACUGCCCUUGUCGCCGUCUGUGCUGACUUUAUGAGUGGGGCCAUUGACCCCAUGGUUAAGACAUCCGGUAUCAGUCAGGCCUUCAUAGGUCUUAUCAUCCUUCCCAUCGUUGGUAACGCUGCAGAGCACGUUACAGCCGUCACUGUCGCCAUGAAAAACAAGAUGGACCUGGCUAUUGGUAUCGCUGUCGGCUCCUCUAUCCAAAUCGCCAUCUUCAUCACACCUGUUAUUGUCGUCCUUGGCUGGAUCAUGGGUAAGCCUAUGACGCUGUACUUUAACAUCUUCGAGACGGUCGCCUUGUUUGUCACUGUGCUAGUCGUCAACUUCUUGGUUCUAGAUGGCAGGAGUAAUUACCUCGAAGGCAGCUUGCUCAUCGCCGCGUAUGUCAUCAUCGCCCUGUCUAGCUUCUUCUAUCCGGAUGGUUGUGAGGCAAGUGCUAUUGGUGGAAACGAGCAACGCUGUGGAGCUGGAGGCACAGUUUCUGCUACUGCGGUGCACAUGAUGCUCAAGAGGAUGGUGGCGAUGUAG